AAAUCAGCUGUUGAUGCGGAGGCGUUCUCCUUUUUCUAAUUGCAAGUGCAAACAAUUGGCCAGUUGUUGAUUCUAAGCAGGACUUUUCUUUCGUGACCAGUGCUCCGCAAGACAUUCCCAGCCAUGUUGUCCAUCGGCGCCAUGGCCAACAUCAAGCACACGCUGCAGAAGGAGCUCUUCCUGGCCGCCGGCGAGCGCCUCCUUUCCGUGGUGACGGUGGUCAAGAAGAAGGACAAGAAGCCCUGCUACCUGUGCGUGGUCACCACGGCGCCACCAGUGCCCGUAAUCACGCUGUGCCUCAUCAAGCAGUCGGAGCAGCGCGAGGGCGAGUACAAGCGCAAGCGGAGCUGGCAGCUGGACGAGAUCAAGUGGGUGGACGGCCGGAACGAGCAGUUCGAGACGCACGAGUUUGAUUUGCAGUUGGAGAAGCUGUACAAGUGGUACGCCCUCAAUCCGCACGAGCGCCAGAACUUCCUGGCCGUGCUUAACCGCCAGAUCCAGAAGAGUGUGCGUGGCCAGAGGGCAGAGUUUCGGAAUGUGCCCGCUGCCUGGCUGGCGGAGAAGUCACCUGAGAAGGUGGCUCUGGGCAGGGCGACGCAAAAGACGCAGCACACCGACGACGAGGAGGACGAGGAAGAGGAAGCCCAGGAGUUCACCGCCCUGACGGACAAGGAGGCCAACGAGCUGGGCAAACUCUUCUCCGAGUGCGACUUUGCCAUCAAGGAUGCAGAGCAGUUCAUAGAGCAGUUGUCCCGGGAGCUGCACGAUCUGGAUGGGGCCAAUAUGCAAAGUGUUCUGGCCUCGGAGCAAAAGGUGCUGAAAAUGAUGGAGCACAUCGACAACGCCAUCUCCGAAGCGGACAAGUUCGAGAACCGCCUGGACAGCUACGAGGAUAUCCUGGGGCACGUAAAGGAAACCAUGGAGAAGAUUGGCGGCAAAAAUGCCAUGAUCGAGAUCGCCAACAACAACAAUAUCAAGCUGAUGAAGGAACUCAACAAAGUUAUAAGCCAACUGGACUUGCCGCACAGCCAGCAGCAGGCUCUGGAUGAACCCGACCUAAAGACCGCUAAUGGACGCAAAGCGGCCAUUGCAGCUGCUCAAUGUCUGCAGCAGGCCAUGAACAGCGAUAUAGAUCCCGCACUGCUUCGGUUGGAGGCAGUCCAGGAUCAGCGCAAGCGCUUUGAAAAGUGGAAACAAAAGUUCUCCGCCACUGUCAGUCGGUUUAUGAAUAACCUGUUCAUCCACCUGGGCAACGAAAUAGGGGACAUGCCGGUUACCAGCACCGAACUUACGCUGCCUAAUCAUUCCAACGUUCAUCGGGAGCUGACGCCCUAUACGGAGCUGAUGCACUGGACCAAAGCCAUGGAUCGGAAGACCUACGAUGGCCUGAUGCGAGUCUACACGGCAUCGCUGAGCAAGAUCUAUGACAGGGAUGUGAGGAACUUCUUCAAUUUGGCUAAAAUUCAGGUGACGGAGAAGCUUCGAAAUUCUCGGGAGGAUCUGGACAUGUCCACGUCUUCAAGGAAGUCGGCUGUGUCGACAAUACCCUACGGUACUUUGGGAAUCAAUAGAGAUCAGUGGGGACCCGGCGUGGAGAGUGCCGAUCGAAUUCGUUUCGAUGCCCUGCUGGAAAAGGUUCUAGCUGAGCUGGAACCUAUUGCCCUGCAGGAGCAGCUGUUCUGCAUUAAUUUUUUUCAAAUGGACGUUAUCAGUCCAACGACAAAGAACACGCAGACCACUUUGGAGAUGGAGAAAACGGUGGACAUGUCGCAGUCAGUCAUAUCGGGAGCUGUCUCGCCAUCAGCUGAAGGAGUGCCACAGAAGCGGAUAGACCGUCAGAUUAACGAGGAUGUGCGGAAGUUGAUGAUGGGGCUUUUCGGUUGUCUAGAACCCGAGCUGGUCAGCUUUAUCCAGAGCUUUGAGCGUGUGGACAGUUUCUACUCUCUAUACGUCUUCGUGCGACUCACCCAGCACGUCAUGUCCGCCCAGGACACACAUUCCUUUCUCAGCAUGACCUUCGCCUCUGCCUUGGUGCAGGUGAAGCGCAGCUUUGACCGCUUUAUGCACAACCAACUGCAGUCCAUAAAGGAGGCCAAGCUGCAUAAGCGCUCAAAGGCCAUCCUGCCGUACGUGGAGAACUUCGAGAAUUUUGCACAAACGGCAGAGGGCAUCUUCCGCAAGUCAGAUCGUCGCACGGAUAUGGAGAAGUGGUACUUGCAGCUGGUGAAUGCCAUCUUUGAGGGAAUCCAUCUUCAUUCGCAGGAGCAUCCCAAGACACCUGUGCAAGUGGUGCGCAUGGAGAACUACCACCAUAUGUAUGCCUUGUUAGCCCAGCUAAAGGUUCCUGGACUGGAUGCCCUAAAAAAAGAGGCCAAGAAGUGUUACAACGAUGCGCUAAAAGCGUAUGUGACUCAGUACUUCGGCCGGCCGUUGGAGAAACUGAAUCAAUUCUUUGAGGGAGUGCAACUGAAAGUGACUCAGGGAGUCAAGGAAACGGAAAUCAGCUACCAGAUGGCCUUCUCCAAACAGGAGCUUCGCAAGGUGAUCGCCCAGUAUCCGGCGCGCGAGGUGAAGAAAGGCCUGGAGAAUCUCUACAAGAAGGUAGAGAAGCACCUGAGCGAGGAGGAGAACCUGCUGCAGGUGGUGUGGCACGCCAUGCAGGAGGAGUUCAUUGCCCAGUACAACUACCUGGAGGAGCGCAUCCAGAAGUGCUAUGCUGGCGCCAUGAUCAACCUUGAGUUCAACAUCCAGGACAUACUCGCCUUCUUCUCGGACAUAGCGCGGUCCCACUGAUCGAGGGAUUCCUGUCCGAAAAUCUGGGAGCGUUUAAAUCGGGUUUUAUUUUUAAGUGCAAUAGUAUUUAAAGCGCUGUUUCUGCUGAUUGGAAAAUAUAUGGCGCGCAUAUUUAAACAGA
This is a messenger RNA of Drosophila subpulchrella, 2914 nucleotides long. It is a transcript of the gene Sec3, whose product is annotated as exocyst complex component 1. Lineage: Eukaryota; Metazoa; Arthropoda; Insecta; Diptera; Drosophilidae. The coding region runs from base 124 to 2793 and encodes 889 amino acids. The transcript has 6 exons. Gene Ontology annotation, cellular component: plasma membrane; exocyst. Gene Ontology annotation, biological process: exocytosis; Golgi to plasma membrane transport. The record is from RefSeq and is a predicted model, not a curated record. Gene Ontology annotation, molecular function: phosphatidylinositol-4,5-bisphosphate binding.